Molecule: messenger RNA, 3260 nt
Organism: Penaeus monodon (black tiger shrimp)
Lineage: Eukaryota; Metazoa; Arthropoda; Malacostraca; Decapoda; Penaeidae
Product: zinc transporter ZIP1-like
Exons: 6
Coding region: 390-1436 (348 amino acids)
Biological process (GO): zinc ion transmembrane transport
Cellular component (GO): plasma membrane
Molecular function (GO): zinc ion transmembrane transporter activity
Source: RefSeq, a predicted model, not a curated record
UGUGUGGCGCGAGGCUGUCAUGAGGUCGCAAACGUUUGGUCUGAGGCCAGAUAAAAGAUCGCGCUGCUCACCUGGACGUCAGUUACUGCUGUUCAUUCGGCCGCACAGGCUGUUCUGGAGCGCCAUUUGGACGAAGCCAACGCUUUCAGGAAACUCCACUAAAUCCUACAAAAUCUCAGCAUAAAAAGGGGAAAAAAAGUAAGGAGACACGAAGAAGAAGAAAAGGGAGAGAGACAAGAAGACACAAGAGAGAGAGAGAAAAAAAAAUAGCAGACACGGAAAAGAAAUAAAAGAGAGACACACAAAAAAAGAGAGAGAGACAAGAAGGAGAAGAAGAGAGAAAAAAAAAACAGACCCGAGAGCGAGAAGAGAGACACAGACACGCCAAGAUGGAAGUGACGCACCUCCAGUUCCUGUUCAUGGGCUGCAUCUUCGUCGUGACCACCGCAGUGGGCUUGGCCCCGGCCGUCCUCAAGGGCACGCUCUCCAAACGCCUCAAGGACCACGCUCUCCUCACGCAGCGCCUCCUCUCCUGUGCCUCCUGCUUCGGCGCCGGCGUGUUCCUCUUCGUCUGCUUCAUGGGGCUCCUUCCCGCCGCCGACAAGAAGUUCCACCAUUUCUUGGAGGAGCUGGGCCACACGCACGAAUGGGAAACCUUCGCCGAAUUCCCUUGGGGUUUCUUCGUCGUCAUCUGUGGCUUCCUCAUCAUCUUCACCAUCGACAAGCUGGUGCACGCCAUGGAACACGCAAAGCAGGCGUCAGCAGGUGCCAACUCUCACAUCCUCCUUCAGAAGCCAUCGUCAGAGGACUUUUCCUCCCACUGCGAGGACCCCGAGACCACGGACUCCUCCUCAGGUUGCCACAACUGCCACGAGCUGGAAGGCGGUCACGAUGUGCCCUCCUCCGUGAUCUUCCUGGUGGCCCUCGGGAUGCACUCGGUCUUUGAGGGAAUCGCCGUCGGCCUGCAGACGGAGAAAGACAAAGUCCUCGAGUUUUCUGUUGCUGUUUUGGUCCACGAGACCGUCAUGGCGUUCACUUUUGGCAUGGAGGUGAGCAAGAGCCAGGUGCUGAGCAGGUGGAGCAAAGCCUUCUACGUCUUAGUGUUCACGUCGACGAUCCCAGUGGGCAUAGCCACGGGGGUAGGCCUGCAGAACGCGCCCUCGGAGAACAGGGAGAUCGUAUCCGCUGUCCUGGAGGCCUUUGCCACAGGGAUCUUCAUCCACGUGAUCUUCGUGGAGAUUCUGGCCAAGGAGUUCCCGAGCCACCACCGCCGCGCCCACCACCACCCUCAGGAGAAGAGUGUGGAUGACGACUCGAUGGUCGUGCCUUCGAGUCCAUCAGAAAUGUGCCUGAUGAUGGAGAAAAUCGCGUCUAUUUGCUGCGGGAUGAUGACGCUCAUCUUGCUGAACGUUUUCAUGCACGGCCACCAUCACUAGCGUUGGCUGGGGAGUCGUGCAGCUGAACGUGACGGGGAAAGUGAUCGUGGAGGAGAACGUGAAUGGGAAAUACAUCCUGGAGGUGUACGUGAAAGGAGAGGUUAGCGUGAAAGUGAACGUGAAGAAGGACGUUAAAAUGCAGGUGAAGAAAAUUGGAAAAAGUGAAGGUGAGGAGGUGAUUGAAGCUGAAAGGAAGGUGAACGUACGAAGCCCCUGCCCAGCCUUUCGUUAAGCCCCUGCCCAGCCUUUCGUUUUGGUUCCGUGAAAAUUACAUUCUUCCUGACUUGGUGCGGUUUUGAUGUUAAAACAGUAUAUAAAUGUCAAAAAGCGAUCAUAGAGAAAGAAUUAGGAGGAUCUGGGCAGAAGUUGCUCUAGGCGUGGCGCAUCUAGAUAAUCCUUGACGUCAACGUGAUUUUUGGAACCCCGGCUUAAGGCUUACGGAACCUUUUUUGGGGCUCGGGAAACCUCGGUCGAUGGUUACUGGGGCCCUGGUUUCAGACUCGUGUAACCCCGGCUUAAGACUGGUAGAACCACGGUUUAUGCCAAGUGGAACCUCGCUCUUAGGCUAGUGGAAAUCCUGCUUAUGGCUACUGGAACUUCGGUUUCAGACUGGUGAAGCCUAGGUUUCAGGGAACGAUGAACUCCGGUUUAAGGCUAGCAGAACCUCGGCCUCAGUCUGGCUUAGGUUUAGUUGAACCCCUGGAAGCGAAAGGAGGAACAUUUUUAAUGAGGGUGAAGCGAGUUCAAACAACAGCUGGUCCUUCCCUCGUUGUGUAGGCCUAGUUUGUGAAUAUUUGAAAUCGAAUAGUUACUUCUAAACCCUUUUUUUCCCAGAGGCGAGUGGUUGUGUUCAUGUGACGGUUUUACGAUAUUUCUUUACCGUUAAUUGCAAAUUUAGUUUUAAAAGGGAGUUCUAGAUAUAGACCGCUAAAAAAAAUGUCAGUAAAAAUACAUAUCAACUGAAAAUAAAGAUAAAAAAAAAAUCCGUAUAUCCGUAUUAUUACUUUUGUUUCAGAAUGUGUAAAUAGGUUAACCACAGACGAUGCAACAGAUUAGAUUGCUCAAUAUUUUCUUUUUUUCCGCUCGAUUUAUGCUAACAAGACAUACAUUCCAUAAUUUACCGAAUGAUUGCUAAGUUUUCCGCAACUUCAGGUCGAUUCACACUAAAGUUUUUGCUACUUUUUUUUUUUUUUUUUUUUUUUUUUUUUUUUUUUUUUUUUUUGAGGGAGGGGGGUCACUCAUAAAUACUUGGUAAGUGUAUUUGUGCACAUUUCAGUGAUAGAUUAAUUAUUCUAUUUGUUGCUUGUUUUCAUCCCUAAAAUACUCAUCAAGUGAAAACGCAUUAUGUAUUUAUUUAUUUUUUAUUGGCUUUGUAUUCCUUGUGUGUUUUUGUAUUCCUUUCAGUAGAGAUUAUGUCAUCUUUCUGUACUUCAUGUAAGUAAUUUUCGUGUCUUACGAAUAUCAUGCGUUUUUCGUAAAUUUCGCGAAAAACGUAUUAGAUUCCUUGUCUCUUUCGAUAAGGGUGAUUACAGUAUAUUUCACUAUUGUUAGUCUUAUGACUGACAAGAAGUAUUGAAGAAUUAGGAGGAUGGAAUGAAAACACGACAAUUUUACGUUGUGUUGUACUAGUAAAUAAGUAUUUUCUCAUCUCUCCUUCAAGACCUGUUCAUUCCAACUGCUAUUUUUGUAAAAAGGAGCUUGACAUUCAGUUUCCUAGACGAAGAUAUAGGAAAACAGACCAUGCACUGCCAGGAUGACCUAAAUGUAAAUGUAACUAUCUGUAUUUUUAGGGGAUUUACGAAAAAAAAAGUCUAGUGUGAAUCA